AUGCAAGUCACCAAUCUUCUUUUCUCCCUCUUGGUCGCCGGAGCUACGGCCAAGAAGUGCACUCGCAAGACCAGCAGCGUUUUUGCUACCACCUCGAGUGCUAUCGAGACCUCCACUGCUGUGCAGACUCCCUCCUCGGUGCAGACUCCCUCUUCUGUUCAGACUCCCUCUUCCAUUCAGACGCCAUCUUCUGUUCAGAUCCCCUCUUCUGUUCAGACUCCUACCUCCGUGCAGACCCCCACUGUCGUGAUUCCUACGACUAUCGUCGUUUCUACUACUUCGCAACCCUCUACCACUGCCGUGGAGACUCCAAGCACCACCUUGGCACCAUCCUCUACCUUCUCUACUUCGACCUGGGAAGACGGUACCCCCCAGAGCACUCUUUUGAGUCAAGUCUCGUCUGCGCCUUCAUCGGAAUCUUCACCCGCCACCGUCGUCAUCGUCGCUUCCGCGUCCGAGGCUGCUACUACCACUUCUGCCGCUGCUGCCACUACCACGACCUCGACCACCACCGCCGACACCAAGUCUUCCACUUCCAACGACAACCUCACUGACGACCAGACCAACGGCCUCAACGCCAUCAACGCCGCCCGUGCUGAUGUUGGCACCUCCGCUCUGACCUGGGAUGAGGAGCUUGUCGCUUCUGCCCAGCAAUGGGCUAACUACCUCACCACCCUUGGUAAGCUAGAGCACUCAGGUUCCGGCGAGAACCUAUUCUGGGCCAGCGGAAGUAGCACUCCUCUUGUUGAUGCCAUCAACUCGUGGAACAGCGAAAAGAGCAACUACAAGGGUGGUUCUGUCACCAAGGGCAAUGUUGCCUCCAUCGGCCACUACACCCAAAAUGUUUGGAAGUCAACUACCAAGUUCGGUAUCGCCAGCGCAACUGACUCUAAGGGCGGUGUCUACGUGGUCGCUCACUUCGACCCUGUCGGCAACUUCCUUGGACAAGCCCCUUACUAA
Messenger RNA from Clonostachys rhizophaga, 960 nucleotides. The record is from the annotation of a GenBank genome assembly. Lineage: Eukaryota; Fungi; Ascomycota; Sordariomycetes; Hypocreales; Bionectriaceae.